CAAGUAGUGGUUGUGUUAAUUUGAACAAUUUUCCUUAUUGCUCACGUAGCUUCUUGAUGCAAAAUUUAAUAAAAUCGGUUAAGGUUGUUAUAGUAAAUAUUUUUACACCGAAAAAUUGUUGAAAGCAUACAAAUUUCUCUUCUGAUUUUUGAAUUUUAAAUUUUAAAUGUAAACACGUUAUGAAAGUUUUGAAAGUGAAUUCCAUCAAAUGGAUAAGGAUUAAACAGUUAACAAAUCAGAAAUGGCAUUAAAUAGAAUUUGGGUGUUUGUUUGGACAUCCUUAGCGUUGGCAACGGCAGAGGGACCGCGUUGCCCCUCUUGGGCCACUGAAGACCAGUGUCGAGAAGAAGCUUCAGUGAUAGAUGAACACUUUUUCCUUAUCAAUGGUCAAAAACUACAAGUAUCCUCGAGCGUGAGAUAUUUUCAUUUCACUUGCACGAGCAAUGUUUCUCUGGAAAGCGAAGCGCUGCCGAGAUUCGAGAGAGAGGUCAAGAUGUCGCUAGUGAAGCUGACCGCGUGCGCGCCGCCGUCGCGCGGGUACGCCGCCGCGCUGCGAGCGCUCAACGUCUCGGCGCGCGGCACGCUCGAGUUGGAGAAGACGCCCGCGCAGCCCCGACUGCGUGCCGUCCACUUGCGCGACCUGGCCGUCGUCUCGCUCGCCAUCUCAUCUGCCGCCGCAGUUCUAAAACCCGACCCCGAUUUCCUCGAACCGCUGGUCACUCUGCGUAAUUUGCAACUCAUCCGCGUGCUUCUUCCGCGAUCCGCCACACUCCGCUUGCCGCAAACGCUCCACUCGUUGAGUCUGAAUAGCGUCGGUCUCGCGAGCAUCCCCCCCGAGGCGUUCGCACGCCUCCCUGCGCUGGCGCGUCUUAUCGUACGCGACGACCUGCUCGAACAGGUGGACCUUAGCGCGGCGCCGGCGCUCGGCGUCGUACAGCUGAGCGCGCCCGUCGCCGGCGUGACGCUCGGCCCUUCUGUCGAGAACGUGACUCUGAACCACGCUCGCAGCGCUGACCUCCGCGGUAACUGCUCGUCGUUGCGGAACGUGGUGAUCGACAACGUGAUAGAGGCGCUGCCGGCCGGGUUGCUGUCGGCGUGCCCAGUGGUCAACGUGCUGCGCGUGUGGCACGUGCGGAGCGAGCUCAUGGGCGCGGACUUGCUGCGGGGAGCACGUGCACUGCGAGUGCUGGAGGUGCGGUAUUGUAGGCUCCGCACGCUGCAUCUGCGGUGGAUCGAAGACGCGUCCGCUCUGUACCGGCUCGAUCUAUCAUCUAAUGAGCUGGAGCAGCUCCCGAGCGAGCUCGCGGAUGCGGCGCCGGCGCUGGAGGAGGUAGAGCUAGCGAACAAUAAGCUCGGGCGGGCGGCGGUGGCCACGCUGGCGGCGCUGCCGGCGCUACGUGUGCUCUCGCUGGACCGCAACCCGCUCGCCGACAUCUGCGGCUCCAGCGACUCCUACGUCGCUAGCGCCGCCAUGUCGCCGCUGUGGAAGACGUUCUCGCUGCGCACGCUGAGCCUGGCGCGCACCGGCCUCUCGCACAUCUGCCGCGACUGGCGCGUCGGCCUCGUGGCGCUCACCCGCCUCGACCUGCGCGCGAACAACAUCUCGCUGCUGGAGUUCGACGACCUGCAGUGGCGCCGCUCGCUCGCCAGCGUCGUCGACGUGCGCGGCAACCCCGUGCGCGACGUCAGCUACACGCGCGACCAGUUCGUCGCCGUGCUCGCCGGCAACGUGUCCGACGCCUUCGUCUCGUCCUCGAUGACGACGCUGACGCUGGACGCGCCGCUGCAGUGCGACUGCACCAUGUACUGGUUCGUGCGCGCCGUCCGCGAGCGGCCGCAGCACCCGCGCGCGCGGCUGCCGGCGGCGCGCUGCGCGGCGCGGCAGGCGCUCGGGGCGGGGCCGGCGCUCGCGGCGGGGCCGGCGCUCGCCGCCGUGGCGCCGCGCGCGCUGCUGUGCGCCGUUCCCGCCGCCGCGUGCGCCGCCGGCUGCGCGUGCCUCGUGGGCGGCGAGCGCUCCGAGCUGCGCUGCGCGCGCGCCGGCCUGCGCCGCGUGCCGCGCGCGCCGCUCGGGCUGCCGGCGCGCGCGCUGCUGCUGCCGCACAACGACAUCUCGCACCUGACCGCCGCCGACGUCACGCCGGAGCUGGAGGAACUCGACCUGACGGACAACCGGAUAGCUAGCAUCGAUCCGACUACGACGGCGGUGCUGUUCGACGGGCGGCGCUCCGUGCGGCUCGCCGGUAACCCGCUGCGCUGCGACUGCGAGGCGCUGCCGCUGCUGCGGGCGCUGGAGGCGCAGGCGCGUGAGAGGGGCGAGGGCGGCGAGCGGUGCGCGGGCGGGGAGGAAGCGCUGGCGGCGGCCAAGCGGUUGACGGCGCACUGCUCGCCCGCGCUGUGGCCCUUCGCGCUGGUGGGGCUGGCGCUGGCCGCCGCCUCGGCCGCGGCGGCCGCCUGCCUGACGCGGCCCGUGGCACGUCAGCGCUUCAAGAGGUUCCUGUUCGAGCGCGGCCUGUGCCUGCGCUGGCUGCUGCGCCCGCUGCACGAGGACGACGACGCGGAGCGGCCGUUCGACGCGUUCGUGUCGUUCUCGCACCAGGACGGCGAGUUCGCGGCGGAGCUGGCCGAGCGGCUGGAGCGCGGCGCGGGGCUGCGGCUGUGCCUGCACGAGCGCGACUGGACGCCGGGCCAGUGGAUCCCGGCGCAGAUCGCGCAGUCCGUGUCCCGCUCGCGCCGCACGCUGGUGCUGCUGUCGGAGCGCUUCCUGGCGUCCACGUGGGCGCGCGCGGAGCUGCGCGAGGCGUUCGCGGCGGCGCUGCGCGACCAGCGCCCGCGCCUGCUGCUGCUGCUGCUGCCCGGCCUGCGGCCCGAGCGCGCCGCCGCCGCCGACGCCGACCUGCGCGCCUACCUGGCCUCCGUCACGUACCUGCGCUGGGACGACCCGCACUUCUGGGACAAGCUGGUGCUGGCGAUGCCGCGCCCGCGCGUCGCCCCCCCGCGCGUCGCCUCCCCGCCCGCUCCCGCCGUCCCGCCCGUCACGACGCUCGCUCCUCCGCUGCCCGCCUGAGCGGGAUCGAGUUAAUCGCCGAAUUUAUUGUUCCGCGGAGAUAUCGUUGCGCCUGACGCGAGUGUGUCGAGAUGCAUCGAUGGGCGGGAGUGUCCCUCUAACAGAUGUUCAAAGAUUGUAAGAACUAGAAAAACUUCCCUGGUGAUCGAUUCAAUCAUCAUCAAUGGUGAUCGAAAUACUAAAUAUCAUACUUAGUCUUCAGUUUUCAUACGUGUAAUGAGAGAAUGAGUGCUAUAAAUAAUAGAGUGCCAUUUUUGCUUCGCUUGAUAAUACUAAGACAUUAAUGAAUAACGUCGUCUCGAAUACCUAGAAUCUAAGAUGACAUUACUUGUACAACUAAUUUUAAGCUUAGAGACGGAGUUAGCUCUGUGGCCCGGUCGCCGGUGCUGUGAGGAACAGUAUCCAUAGAAUACGAGUAAUGAACAGAUGUUUGCUGUUCUUCACGACACAUGCCAUUCUGCGCAGUACUGUAUUAGUAAUGUUACCGUUAUGUUAUUUCGCCUUAUUAUUAUGCAAUGAUUUGGCAAAUGGCAAAAUGUGGUUUACAUUAUACUCAAAAGUGCACGUCAGCCCUUCUAGCACCGGGUGACAGAAUUACAUCCAAGUAUUAUAUUUUGUUACUUUACGUUGUAGAAAUUGAAAAUACUUUUGUCAGUCACGCCAUUAAACGCAAACGUGUUAAUUUUCUAUUGGAUCUAAAAGUACGAGUACAGUGCCAUCGUUUAUUGAAGUCACUUUUUAUUUUUUAUAACAAUAGUUGUGUUUUAUCUGCGCCGGUAGAGUUUUGUCGAUCACAGAACUGUUGAUUUGUAAAUAAUGUGAACGUUGAUGUCUCAUGCCAUAUUGUGUAUUUAUGGAAAGUCUUAUGCGACAUAUUUUAUACUUAGUAGUUUCAGAGAUGGGAAGGAGUUGAAAUUUGUAAAGCUUCCGAAUUAUUCGUCAUAUAACUAUAAUAUAUAAUAUGUAUUCCGAGAAUGAACCCUUUCAUUGUUCAAUUCUCAUGAAACUAUUAAAAAAUGUUUUCCUCGUAAUCCUAAUGUAUCGCACAAAUCGGAUGUUAAUUUACGCUGUAACGUACCUCUAUUGUUUGGUAACAAAUUUCAAUUUUUUUCGUCCAGUAGCUUCUGAAACAUGAAAUGAACAAAUAUUAUGUUGCGACUAGACUGGCUGCCUAGAUAGUAAUCGUAUGAGGGUUCUGUUUGAGUUUCAGAUGUACGGAACCUCUUUCUCAUUCCCAAACUCAUUCGACCGGACUAAUUUAUAUAAAGUAUACAAUAAAUAUUCAUAGCAAGCGUACCUUUUAAUGUGUUGUGGUUAUUCUAGAAGUUUAUACCUUAGUGUUAAAUAUAUAACUAUACAAUUUUUUUAAUGUUAUAUUUUUAAAAGAUUUUUUGAA
Molecule: messenger RNA, 4460 nt
Organism: Nymphalis io (European peacock)
Lineage: Eukaryota; Metazoa; Arthropoda; Insecta; Lepidoptera; Nymphalidae
Product: protein toll-like
Exons: 8
Coding region: 242-3064 (940 amino acids)
Biological process (GO): toll-like receptor signaling pathway; innate immune response
Cellular component (GO): membrane
Molecular function (GO): protein binding; transmembrane signaling receptor activity
Source: RefSeq, a predicted model, not a curated record